This is a messenger RNA of Botrytis fragariae, 2088 nucleotides long. Its product is annotated as putative atp dependent rna protein. NCBI's taxonomy places the organism in Eukaryota, Fungi, Ascomycota, Leotiomycetes, Helotiales, Sclerotiniaceae. The record is from RefSeq and is a predicted model, not a curated record. Bases 1 to 2088 code for a protein of 695 amino acids. Gene Ontology annotation, molecular function: ATP binding; RNA binding. The transcript is spliced from 2 exons. Gene Ontology annotation, cellular component: intracellular anatomical structure; catalytic step 2 spliceosome.
AUGGCCGACUUCGAUUUAUCUUCUACAUUCAUUCCCGCUCUUCAUAAACCUUCCUCUUUACUACCAAUAGCUCAACAUCGCGAAAGUCUCUUGUAUCUUAUCGAGACUUAUCCUGUUACUAUUGUAGUUGGACAUACUGGUUCAGGAAAAACUACUCAGAUCCCUCAGUUUCUUGAACAGGCAGGAUGGUGUGAAGAUGGAAAACAAAUUGCUGUUACUCAACCUCGUCGAGUAGCAGCAACAACAGUAGCGAUCCGAGUGGCGGAAGAAGUAGGAUGUGAAGUAGGUAAAGAAGUUGGUUAUUCAAUUCGAUUUGAAGAUGUUACAUCAGCAGCUACCAAGAUCAAAUUUUUGACCGACGGACUUCUUUUAAGAGAAGCCUUGGUAGAUCCUUUAUUAUCACGUUAUUCAGUCAUUAUGGUUGAUGAAGCUCAUGAGAGAUCUUUGAGUACUGAUAUCCUCUUGGGCGUUCUCAAAAAGAUUUUGAAGAAACGCUCGAAUGAUUUGAGAGUCAUUAUUAGUAGUGCUACUCUUCAAGCUGAAGAGUUUUUAAAUUUCUUCUCGGAUGAUGAUGCGGAAACGAAACCUAAGGUUGACGAUGCCAUUACUCUUGAUGAUUUGAUAGCUCAAGGUAGCGCUUCAGCAAGUGACCCAAAAAAUGACGGGAAAAUUGGACAAAUCAUUAGUUUGGAAGGUAGAAUGUUUCCUGUUGAUAUUCUUUACCUAGAAAAUCCAGCUGAAGAUUAUUUGGUAAAAGCUAUUGAUACGGUAUUUGAUAUACACACCAAGGAACCAGAUGGAGAUAUCUUGGUUUUCUUGACAGGAAGAGAAGAGAUAGAUAAAGCGAUACAAGCAAUAUCGGAACGUGCAUUAAGUUUACAUCCAAGAUCACAAGCUAUUAUGGCACUUCCUCUUUAUGCAGGACUUUCUACCGAACAACAAAUGUUUGUUUUUGAACCAGCCCAAGAAAAUACUAGAAAGGUUAUAUUUUCCACCAAUAUUGCAGAAGCGUCCGUUACAAUUGAUGGUAUCAUCUACGUCGUAGAUUGUGGUUUUGUAAAACUUCGAGCUUAUAAUCCAAUAACCGGCAUCGAAACUUUAACAGCAACUCCAAUAUCCAAAGCAUCCGCAACCCAAAGGUCAGGUCGAGCAGGUCGUACUAAACCCGGAAAAUGCUUCCGUCUCUACACAGAACCAAACUUCCAGGCCCUUGAAGAAGCAACCGUUCCCGAAAUCCAACGGUCAAAUCUUGCGCCCAUAAUACUCCAGCUUAAAGCUCUUGGCAUCGACAAUAUAGUCCGAUUCCCAUUCCUCACUUCCCCUCCAGCCGAACUUAUUAUUCGUGCCCUCGAACUUCUUUAUUCCCUUGGGGCACUAGAUACCUACGCCAAACUUACCAAACCCCUCGGCACACGUAUGGCCGAAUUAGCAGUUGAACCCAUGAUGGCAAAAACUCUUCUAUCAGCAAGUUCUUUCAACUGUCUUUCCGAAAUCCUCACAAUAGCUGCUAUGACAUCCGUAGGAGGUAAUAUCUUCUACAAUGACUACGAUGAGAAGAAAGCCAUGGAAACUGCUAAACGGAAAUUCGCCGUCGAAGAAGGUGAUCACAUUACGCUCCUCAAUAUCUACCAAUCAUUCAUCACCAAAGGCAAAAAACAACCUAGAUUCGCCCACGACAAUUAUCUCAAUUUCAAAGCCCUCUCAAAAGCAAUCAGUAUUCGCGCUCAAUUGAAACGCUACCUCGAACGUUUCGGUAUCUCGGUAGAUGAAACUCUCUCAUCAUCAUCAAACCCAAACAUGCUCUCAGUAGGAGGUCCAGAUAAAAGCGAACAGAUACGUAGAUGUCUCACGACGGGAUAUUUCGCUCAUGCCGCAAAAAUGCAACCAGAUGGAACAUUUAGAAAUGUGGGAGGUGGAACGAUACUUCAUGCUCAUCCAAGUAGUUUGAUGUUUAAUCGGAAGUCUGAAUGGGUUGUUUUCAGUGAGGUGGUGGAGGUGGGUGGGAAGGUUUAUAUUAGGGAUUUGAGUAAGAUUGAGAGGGGGUGGUUGGUGGAGUAUGCGCCGGAGUUUUAUAAGAUGAAGUCAUGA